CGGUCUGAUUUUGAAAGCUGGUGUAAUUCGGUUCGCUGGCAAUUGUAAAAAUGCCAGCAGUCGGAGUGGAUUUCGGCAAUGCCAGAAGUGUUGUAGCACGAUUUGAUUAAUAUUGUCAGGCGCGGACAUUGUUUUUAAGUACUGUAGAAUCUCAAGGGGCUCCCGCAGAUGCUGGACAACAGCCAGACAAGCCAGCAAGUCAGGCAACAUCUGUUCAGACACGGGGGCAGCCCUGCAGGUAAAUGCACACAGCGGACUGAAACAGGACACCGACACUCAGAUAAAAUUGAAACAGCACCCGGAGACCAUAUAACUGUCAACGUUAUACAUAUGGAAAGUAUAACCAACCUGAGUGUAUUGAAAACGUUCUCAUAUUAUUACUUCAGUGCAAGCCCUUCAGAUGCAGAUCACUGCUUUUCUAAAGGUGCAAGACUGAUUUCUUUGCCGACUCGAUGUUAGUAUUAUUUCGAGGUGGUUAUCUAGUAGUACGGUGUGUUAUUUUAUGCCGCAGCUGGUGUCGUGUUUCACGCCGCCGUGUCGAAAGUGCUGCCGGGCCGGCAGGGCAGUGAUGGCGGAAGAUGGGCGCCGGCCCCAGUGAGCCAUGCAUCUACGAGAAGCUGGCCGUCAGCGUCGAGGUGCUGCGGCGGUCUGGCGAGCACUAUGGCAUGUCCGAGCGCGACAUCGAGAGGUUCGUGGCCCAGAUCCUGGAGACCAACGAGCCGCAGAGGGAGGCGCGCCGAUUCCCGCGGCUGCUGGCCGCGGUCAAGAUUCUGAUUGCUCUGGGGCUCCUUAUAAUAACAGCCUGUUCCUUCAUCAGUCCGUAUAGCAGAUCUCAUUACCAAAGUAAAGUUACAGAAGAUCAGGAUCGGAAGAAUCCAAUAAUUGGUCAUAUCCGUCUUUUACAUUUACCUAUUGCAAAGAAGUACAAUCUGGAAGUUUUUCAUGACUGGGGUCAUAUAGGAUGUGAGCAUCUGAUACCUAACUGUACUGAAUGUGCUAGCCUGAGUGCUGUUGGAACUGUGAGUGACAGGAAACAUAUUUCCAAGUAUAAUCAUCGAAUAAUACAACCAAUUGUAAUCAAGAGUGGAUCAGCUAUGUCAUUGUCAUAUGGGGAUUUGAAGCGUUUACAUUCAGAAUAUAGAGAAGCCAUGGAUGUAUAUCUUGAAGAUGGAGGGAAUCUUGAAGAUAUAGUCAAUAAAAACUCAGUGUUUCCAGAAGAAUCCAACCUAAUUAUUCACUGGAGAAAACAACGUAUAAAUGGAAUGCAUAUUCUACGAGCAAUUUUUCCAAAUUCAAGCAUGUUACCCUUUGAGAAUAAAGUAACCCUGAAGAAAUGUUUAAUAACACCUAGCCGUGGUUCUCCAUUCCAAUUCCUGUCCCACCAGCUCCAUAUAGAGAACAGUUGGCUGGUUGUAGGGAGAGGUAAUCUGAAACUUCAGAUCAAAGCCUCUGAAAAAUGUGCAGAACAGUGUGGUUCCUUUUUAGUCCAACUAGGUGAAGGGGAUAUCGUUUAUGCCAAUUCAAAUUAUUGGCAGAUGACCAUUUCACCAGCUGGAGAGCAAACUCUUAUUAUUUGUGUUGGAUCCAUCUGAUUCGGGAUGCUUUUGGCUAGUUACAUCAUUUCUGUGCAAAAUUGCUGUUAUUUAAGUCUUAAAUCAGCUGCAGGAGUGAGCCCCUUGAGUCGCACCACCAAUUCAAAAAAUCAUGACUGAUCUGCCUGAUGAGCUUGGAUUUGUGUUCCAAAGUUAUUCUUCAAUUGUUACACCUGGACCAUCACUUUGAAAUCAAUUGACUGCAGUGCACACCAAUCCCAAGUAUUAUCUGUGUCAUUGACAUUUGGAAUGUCCAGUGUACUUUGAGUUUCAGAUGUCUCUCACCAUCUUAAGUUCCUCUUUGGUUAUGUGUAAACACUUAUUUGAUAAAAUGCUAAAUAUAUUAAAGCUCGAGGAAAUAAAACAUUUUACUUUUGACUUUUUGAUUGUGAUCUUAGUUAACUAAUGAUGCAGAAUAAAUUAUUAAUAUUUUCAGGGAGAAGUCAUUAAUAAAUUACUGUUUCUUCAGAAUAGAAACAUAAGUUUAUUAGUCAUUAAAUAGAACGAGCAGAAGUCAGUGUUAAAUUUUGGAGAAUAGGGGACAAAAUAUUCUCUAAGAAAGGAAAAUAAUGAUACAGUUCUUACUGCUUUGCUUCAAGCAAAACAUUUGUAUGUAAAAUUAUGACUUCUACAAAAUAGAAUUUGUAUAAAAUCUGGUGACUUAGAAAAUUGGUAAUAAUAAUAAUGAGACCUCUGUGUACAUACUUUAUAUAUUUGUAUAUGUAUAAUGUUAAAAUCAUUGAAAUAUUUGCCUUGUUUUUUUUUGAAAAAGCUAAAUAUUUGAAUCACAAAUAUGUUUAAGCAAUUUAAUGGUAUGUUCAAAAUAAAAUUUGUUUCAAGUGUUA
Molecule: messenger RNA, 2437 nt
Organism: Hypanus sabinus (Atlantic stingray)
Lineage: Eukaryota; Metazoa; Chordata; Chondrichthyes; Myliobatiformes; Dasyatidae
Gene: c25h6orf89
Product: chromosome 25 C6orf89 homolog
Exons: 7
Coding region: 579-1592 (337 amino acids)
Cellular component (GO): Golgi membrane; nucleolus
Source: RefSeq, a predicted model, not a curated record